AUGAAUAUUAUUGAUGUUGAUGCUUUAGUCAUUUCAGAUUUUAAAGGCAGUAUUUUGUUAAAAAAAGUAUUUAACAUUUCAGAAGAAAAGCUAAAUAAAAUAUUAACUAAAUGUUCUUUAGAAAAAGAUUCUCUAUUUCUUUAUGAAGAUUAUCUUGUAUUUUGUUACAAAGAGCAAGAACUUAUUUCUGUACUAAUUUCUUAUGCUGACAAUAAUGAGAUAUUUUUAGGAAAUUCAUUUGAACAAUUUAAUUAUGCAUUAAAGCGAGUUAUAAAAAAUUGUACUAAAGAAGUAGUACAUAAAAAAUACGAUGUUAUAUUUCUUUUAAUGGAUAUUUUUGUGUAUCAAGGAAUGAUCGUGGAAAAUAAAAGUGAAAAAAUGUUAGAAUUGUUACCAAAAAGAAGUUUUGAAGCAACAGAAGGAAUGAAAGUUCCUAAAGGGGUUGCUUCUGUUAUAAAUAAUGCUUCUAAGUCACUUAGUAGAUAUAUUUAA
Molecule: messenger RNA, 492 nt
Organism: Vairimorpha ceranae
Lineage: Eukaryota; Fungi; Microsporidia; Nosematidae
Product: coatomer zeta subunit
Exons: 1
Coding region: 1-492 (163 amino acids)
Source: RefSeq, a predicted model, not a curated record